AUGACUGAGUACGGUACCAGUAAGCAUGGAUACACUGACGUAGAGAGCAACGCUCGUCUUCCAUUCUACCACGUUCGGAAUCCAAAUUUUCGAGCUUGUCUUGCCGAAUUUGUUGGUACCUUUAUUCUGGUGCUCAUCGGUGAUGGCUCUGUUGCACAAUAUGUGCUUGGCGGUGGAGGUGCCGGUCACUAUCUAUCGGUCAAUCUAUGUUGGGGUAUUGCGCUGUUAUUCGGCAUUCAUUUCUCAGGUGGUGUUAGCGGUGGUCACUUAAACCCCGCGGUUACUUUCACGCUAGCCUUGUUCAAGCGUUUUGAGUGGCACAAAGUACCCGGUUACUUUGCUUCCCAGACUGCUGGUGCAUUUGUGGCCGCCUUCAUUGUCUUUAUUGUGUACUACCCAUGGUUUGAUAUUCAUGACCCACAACGUGAGAUCACUCAAGGUAUCUUUGCCACCUACCCCAACGCACAAAUACCCAAUUGGUCGGCUCUAACUAAUGAGAUCAUCGGCACUGCUUUGCUUGUUAGUGGUAUCUUUGCUGUCAGUGACCAGCUUAACAAACCUGCAAGCCCUUACAGUUUCCCUGGUGCAGUUGCAUUAAUGCUUACGUGCAUUGGUAUGGCAUUUGGUCUUGAUACUGGUUACGCUUUAAACCCAGCCCGUGAUUUUGGCCCUCGUUUGUUUACGUUCUUUGCUGGUUGGGGCUGGAAGGUGUGGACUCUUCGUAAUGGUUACUUCUGGAUCCCUAUUGUUGGUCCGUUUGUCGGUGGCAUUAUUGGUGCUGCUAUGUACGUUGGUCUGAUUGAAGCUCAUCAUCCGUCUCAAUGA
Messenger RNA from Peronospora belbahrii, 825 nucleotides. Lineage: Eukaryota; Oomycota; Peronosporomycetes; Peronosporales; Peronosporaceae. The record is from the annotation of a GenBank genome assembly.